CGCGGAGCCCGUGGAGCCGGGCAGGGGGCGCUGCGCUCGCCGCGCUCGGAGGGGCCGCCGGGCCGGGCGCCGCGCCCUCGCGUCGGGAGCCGCCUCUCCCCCGCGGCGCUCGCCCCUGCUCCCCGCCAGCAUCCCUUGUCCCGCGGCCGCGCUCAGACAACAAAAGCGGAAGAUGCUGCAGUUGGGCAAGGUCAGGACCUUGCCCUGAAGCCGGGCGGCGGCGUGCACGCCUCUCCCCGACCGCGGAGUCGUCGCCGGUGGCGGGUGCAUGUUCUCCAGGAGGCAGUCGGGCGCCGCGCCGCUGGGAGCUAUGCCUGUCCCAGACCAGCCUUCAUCAGCCUCAGAGAAGACCAGCUCCCUGAGCCCCGGCCUCCCCACCUCCAAUGGGGAUGGCUCAGAAACGGAGACCACCUCCGCCAUCCUCGCCUCGGUCAAAGAACAGGAAUUACAGUUUGAGAGACUGACCCGAGAACUGGAGGCCGAGCGCCAGAUCGUGGCCAGCCAGCUGGAGCGAUGCAAGCUUGGAUCCCAGACGGGGAGCAUGAGCAGCAUCAGUUCAGCAGAAGAGCAGUUUCACUGGCAAUCACAAGAUGGUCAAAAAGACAUCGAAGAUGAACUUACAACAGGUCUUGAGCUGGUGGACUCCUGUAUUAGAUCACUGCAGGAAUCAGGAAUACUUGACCCACAGGAUUAUUCAACAAGUGACAGGCCCAGCCUGCUCUCCCAGACUGCACUUCAGCUCAAUUCCAAACCUGAAGGGUCCUUCCAGUAUCCGGCCAGCUACCAUAGCAACCAGGCCCUGGCUCUGGGUGAGACGGCCCCAUCGCAGCUCCCUGCCCGCAGCACGCAAGCCCGAGGUGCCGGCCAGAGCUUCAGUCAGGGCACCACGAGCCGCGCGGCGCACCUGGCGGGGCCCGAGCCCGCGCCGCCGCCGCCGCCGCCGCCGCGGGAGCCGUUCGCGCCCAGCCUGGGCAGCGCCUUCCACCUGCCCGACGCGCCGCCCGCCGCCGCCGCCGCCGCCGCGCUCUACUACUCGAGCUCCACGCUGCCCGCGCCGCCGCGCGGGGGCUCCCCGCUGACCGCGCCGCAGGGCGGCUCGCCCACCAAGCUGCAGCGCGGCGGCUCGGCCCCCGAGGGCGCCGCCUACGCCGCGCCGCGCGGCUCCUCGCCCAAGCAGUCGCCCAGCCGCCUAGCCAAGUCCUACAGCACCAGCUCGCCCAUCAACAUCGUCGUGUCCUCAGCCGGCCUGUCCCCGAUCCGCGUGACCUCGCCCCCCACCGUGCAGUCCACCAUCUCCUCGUCGCCCAUCCACCAGCUGAGCUCCACCAUAGGCACGUACGCCACCCUGUCGCCCACCAAGCGCCUGGUGCACGCGUCCGAGCAGUACAGCAAGCACUCGCAGGAGCUGUAUGCCACGGCCACCCUCCAGAGGCCGGGCAGCCUGGCAGCCCCAUCUUCCCCUGGUGUCGACUCCGUCCCCUUGCAGCGCACAGGCAGCCAGCAUGGCCCACCGAAUGCCAGCGCGGCCACCUUCCAGAGGGCCAGCUACGCCGCCGGCCCGGCCUCCAAUUACGCGGACCCCUACCGCCAGCUGCAGUACUGUCCCUCUGUUGAGUCUCCAUACAGCAAAUCCGGCCCUGCCCUCCCGCCCGAAGGCACCUUGGCCAGAUCCCCGUCCAUUGAUAGCAUUCAGAAAGAUCCCAGAGAAUUUGGAUGGAGAGACCCGGAACUGCCAGAAGUGAUUCAGAUGUUGCAACAUCAGUUUCCUUCAGUCCAGUCUAAUGCUGCAGCCUAUUUACAGCACCUCUGUUUUGGAGAUAAUAAAAUUAAAGCCGAGAUAAGAAGACAAGGAGGCAUCCAGCUCCUGGUGGACCUGCUGGACCAUCGGAUGACGGAAGUCCAUCGUAGUGCCUGUGGAGCCCUGAGAAACUUGGUGUAUGGGAAGGCCAACGAUGAUAACAAAAUUGCCCUGAAAAAUUGUGGCGGCAUCCCAGCGCUGGUGAGGUUACUCCGCAAGACCACCGACCUGGAGAUCCGGGAGCUGGUCACAGGAGUCCUUUGGAACCUCUCAUCUUGCGACGCACUCAAAAUGCCAAUCAUCCAGGACACCCUGGCAGUGUUGACCAACACCGUGAUUAUCCCCCACUCGGGCUGGGAAAACUCAGCUCUGCAGGACGAUCGGAAAAUACAGCUGCAUUCCUCACAGGUGCUGCGAAAUGCCACUGGAUGCCUAAGGAACGUUAGUUCUGCUGGAGAGGAGGCCCGUAGGAGGAUGCGGGAAUGCGACGGGCUCACAGAUGCGCUGCUCUACGUGAUCCAGUCUGCGCUGGGGAGCAGUGAGAUCGACAGCAAGACCGUGGAAAACUGUGUGUGCAUCUUAAGGAACCUCUCGUACCGGCUGGCAGCAGAAACGUCUCAGGGACAGCACGUGGGCACAGACGAGCUGGAUGGGCUGCUCUGCGGGGAGGCCAACGGCAAGGACGCGGAGAGUUCCGGGUGCUGGGGCAAGAAGAAGAAGAAGAAGAAACCCCAAGAUCAGUGGGAUGGAGUAGGACCUCUUCCAGACUGUGCAGAACCACCAAAAGGGAUCCAGAUGCUGUGGCACCCUUCAAUAGUCAAACCCUACCUCACGCUGCUCUCUGAGUGCUCAAAUGCAGACACGCUGGAAGGGGCGGCAGGCGCCCUGCAGAACUUGGCUGCAGGGAGCUGGAAGGGCUGGGCUGAGGAUGUGGCAGGCAUGGCGUAUGCCCUACGUUCACUGCCAGAGGGGGCUCCCUGCCUGCCACAGUGGUCAGUAUAUAUCCGGGCUGCUGUCCGAAAAGAGAAAGGCCUACCCAUCCUUGUGGAACUGCUUCGGAUAGAUAACGACCGUGUGGUGUGCGCGGUGGCCACAGCUCUCCGGAACAUGGCCUUGGACGUCAGAAACAAGGAGCUCAUAGGUAAAUACGCCAUGCGAGACCUCGUCCACAGGCUCCCAGGCGGGAACAGCAACAACGCAGCGAGCAAGGCCAUGUCAGAUGACACAGUGACAGCCGUCUGCUGCACCCUGCACGAGGUGAUCACCAAGAACAUGGAGAACGCCAAGGCCUUGCGGGAUGCCGGCGGCAUCGAGAAGUUGGUCGGCAUCUCCAAAAGCAAAGGAGAUAAACACUCUCCAAAAGUGGUCAAGGCUGCAUCUCAGGUCCUCAACAGCAUGUGGCAGUACCGAGAUCUGAGGAGUCUCUACAAAAAGGAUGGAUGGUCACAAUAUCACUUUGUAGCCUCAUCUUCCACCAUCGAGAGGGAUCGGCAAAGGCCCUACUCCUCUUCCCGCACGCCCUCCAUCUCCCCUGUGCGCGUGUCUCCCAACAACCGCUCAGCAAGUGCCCCAGCUUCACCUCGGGAAAUGAUCAGCCUCAAAGAAAGGAAAACCGACUAUGAGUCCACGGGAAGCAGUGCCACUUACCACGGAGCUAAAGGAGAACACACUUCCCGGAAAGACACGGCAACAGCUCCAGAGACUGGAGUUUCUGGGUUGCAUCAAGGGCAUAUGAACCAACCCAAGUGGAUCCUCUUUUCUGUGCAGGUUUCAGCACAGCCUGUCCCCCAGGAGCCCAGCAGAAAAGAUUACGAGACCUACCAGCCGUUCCAGAAUGCCACGAGAAACUACGACGAGUCCUUCUUCGAGGACCAGGUCCACCACCGCCCUCCCGCCAGUGAGUACACCAUGCACCUGGGACUCAAGUCCACCGGCAACUAUGUCGACUUCUACUCAGCUGCCCGACCCUACAGUGAACUGAACUAUGAAACGAGCCACUACCCCGCCUCCCCCGACUCCUGGGUGUGAGGAGCGGGCAGCAGCAGGCGCGCCGGGAGCAGUGCAUGUGCAUGCAUACCACGAGACAUUGCUUUUUUUUCCCCCUGCAAAUUUAGUUCGUUAAAGCCUGUCCCAUAGGAAGGCUGUGAUAACCAGUAAGGAAAUAUUAAGAGCUAUUUUAGAAAGCUAAACGAAUCAAAAGUUAACUCGGAAGUCGAUAGAAAGCUAAAGAGAUCCUGAACAUGACAUUGUGCAACACCUUUCUAGUUUUGAGCUGUAGAGUAUAAAAGUGCUUUAAACUGAACGUGGCUGAAGGCAAGAGAAGAGACGGUGGGGCGGUGGGGCGGGGAGGUUAUCUGAAGCACAAGAGGCGGCAUAGUUCACACACGUUAGAGGGACGGCUUCUCAUGCUUUGUUUUCUCUCUCCAUCCGUUGUGAUUCUAGGCUUCAAGUUGCACUGGGGUUCCUCUGUACAGCAAGAUGUUUCUUGCCUUUUGUUAAUGCAUCGUUGUAAAGUAUUUGAUGUACAUUACAGAUUAAAGAAGAAAAGCGCAUUGUGUAUAUUACACCAAUGCCAGCAGUGUUUCCUCAUCUAUGGUUCUAAAUAUUGCUUCAAUUUCAGACUUUUGAGAGAUGUAUGGAUUUCCAGUUCUUCUUUUCUUUUCUUUCUCCCAGUACGUUUUAACAAA
Manis javanica (Malayan pangolin) is the source of this 4485-nucleotide messenger RNA. NCBI's taxonomy places the organism in Eukaryota, Metazoa, Chordata, Mammalia, Pholidota, Manidae. The record is from RefSeq and is a predicted model, not a curated record.